UGUUAUAUUAAUUUACCCGGAUGUGGCGUUCCAAACAGAACUUAGUGUUGUAUCGCGCGGCUACAUGAACUUGAACGUCCUUUUUGUCCAAAAAAAGCUCGUAUUCAACUCCGAGUUCAGCAACUCAAACGGACCAUAAACGUCUAAUUCGUUUGUUGUUCUGUUUUUGUUCAGAACUAAAGAACUCUGAGGAAAACUAAAGUGUUUUCAGCAUUCCACGCCGACGGUAGGCCUGAUUGCCCUCCUUGGCCACUGGGUGUCGCUCUGGAGCAAGAAAUGCCGCGGACUCUCCCCCACCCCUAAACAUCUCCUCCGAAUGUGUGCAUGUGUGCGUAUGUGUAGCGCCGAGAAAGUAAGUCUGUGUUUCCAGCUGACUGCUCGCUCUCUCUCAGUGUGUGUGUAUGUGUAUGUGUGUGUGUUGUCAUUAUUAUUAUCCAGUCUGCUCCCAGCUCAGAAUGGCCAGAUUCACUCAGACUGAGACAAGAAGGGAGCAGCACCCACAGCCGCCCCAUACCGCUUACUCCAGUCUGCUUUUCACUGGACCCGGGGCAGCACCGACCCAACAUCCACUCCUCCUAAUCCCGCACCAGCACCAGUUCGCUCAGAUCCCAUUUCCUAAACCCAUGAACGGGUCAGAAUCCAUCUCCAUUCAUCCGGAGAACGGCACCAUGAAAGACCAAGAUGCCAUAAAACUCUUUAUCGGGCAAAUACCGCGGAACCUUGAGGAAAAAGACCUGAAACCAUUGUUCGAACAGUUUGGGAAAAUCCACGAAUUGACAGUAUUAAAGGACCGAUACACCGGCAUGCACAAAGGCUGCGCGUUCCUUACCUACUGCGCCCGCGAGUCGGCCAUCAAAGCCCAGAACGCCCUCCAUGAACAGAAGACACUGCCGGGGAUGACUCGCCCCAUCCAGGUGAAGCCAGCUGACAGCGAGAGUCGUGGAGACAGGAAGCUGUUCGUCGGGAUGCUAAACAAACAGCAGACGGAGGAGGACGUGUACCGUCUUUUCGAGCCCUAUGGAGUCAUCGAGGAGUGCACUGUGCUAAGAGGUCCGGAUGGAAAUAGUAAAGGCUGCGCCUUUGUAAAGUUCUCCACACACGCUGAAGCACAGUCUGCAAUCAGUGCCCUGCAUGGCAGUCAAACCAUGCCAACUGGCUCCGAUUCUCUCCUCCCUCAGGGCGCGUCGUCCAGCCUGGUGGUCAAGUUUGCCGACACGGACAAGGAGCGCACCGUCCGCCGCAUGCAGCAGAUGGUGGGCCAGUUUGGCAUCUUCAACCCUGCUAUCGCCCUGCCCUUCAGCACCUACAGCACCUACGCGCACGCCCUGAUGCAGCAGCAGGCGGCCCUCAUGGCUGCCAGUCACGGAGGCUACCUGGCGCCCAGCGUGGCCUUUCCCACCACCCAGAUCCACCAGAUGGGGGCGCUCAAUAUCAACAGCCUGCCACCCACCCCCAUGACCCCGGUGUCGGGUGAGUUUCAUCAGACACUGGCAGGCCUCAGCUCACCGCCUGCCAACAUCACCACAUCAGCCGUCCCCAGCAUUGUCACUCCUAUCGUCAACGGCUUUACCAGCAUCCCUCACCAGCCCAACGGACACCCUGCGGUCGAGGCCAUGUACACCAACGGACUGCCCCCUUACUCCACCCAAAGCCCCACGGCUGCAGACACCCUACAACAGGCCUUCACCGGGGUGCAGCAGUAUACAGCCAUCUACCCAGCGACCACACUGACCCCUAUUGGCCAAAGCUUGCCACAGCCACCGCAAGUCAUUCAACAGCAGCAGCAGAGAGAAGGUGAGGGACCAGAGGGCUGCAACCUCUUCAUCUACCAUCUACCGCAGGAAUUUGGCGACAACGAACUCAUGCAGAUGUUCCUCCCAUUUGGUGCAGUCAUCUCCUCCAAGGUCUUCAUGGACAGAGCCACCAACCAGAGCAAAUGUUUUGGCUUCGUUAGCUUCGACAACCCAGCAAGUGCACAGGCUGCUAUCCAGGCCAUGAACGGCUUUCAGAUUGGCAUGAAGAGGUUGAAAGUGCAGUUAAAACGGCCAAAGGAUGCGAGCCGCCCGUACUGACAGGGCCCAACCCACACAGGGCUCUCAGCAACAGCACAGGAUUUGAAGAGUGAAAUCUCAAAAGGAAUUUAACUUUUUUUCUUUCAAAACAAACGAGAGCAACAUGAAUGGAUUUUUUUGAAGACAUAUCAGCAUUUAUUUUAGGAAGAUGUUCGGGAUAGAGGAGGCGGUAUUGCAGGUGAACCGGCACCCGUGGACAAACCACACUCAGCACAGCGCACGAAAGACAAGUGGAAGAUCUCUCUAAAGACAGAGAACUCAACAUGUCCUGUCUCUCGCUGAGCUUCGCACCGUCAGUCAAGCAACAAACAAAAAGAAAAAAAAUGAGCAAGAACAACUUUGAUUUCUAUAUACAUAUUAUACACACAUAUGCUAUUUAAAGGAAGAGGCGCUUAUGGCUUUUAUUACACUGGACAAAUGAGGGUUAAACUUGAAGACCAAGAUAAAAUGCAGUGGAAAAAAAGAAGCUCUUCUUGUCCCGCUAGUGGACUUUCUUUCUCUUUUCCUCUUACCUUUUCUUCUGUCACCAUUUUUCAGCAAACGCAGGACAUUCUGUGGUCACAGAGGUUUCCAUGCCCUCAGUGAAACUUAUAAAUCUUUCACCCCAAAGGGACCAAAGGACCAAACAUUUUUAUUCCUCAACAGAAAUAUAUGGUAUUAAUAACAAUACUAAUACUGCAAACUACUACUAACGACAUAAGUUUAAAGAAAGAAAAAAAAAGCAUAAAUAUUCGCUUCAGGUCGAAGAGGAAAGGGAUUUUGAUUUCUUUUCCUUUUACAUUUCUAGCUACUGGGUUUCAGAAUAUUUAAACAAAAUAGAAAAA
Messenger RNA from Cyprinus carpio (common carp), 2896 nucleotides. RefSeq names its product CUGBP Elav-like family member 5. Gene Ontology annotation, biological process: regulation of alternative mRNA splicing, via spliceosome; mRNA splice site recognition. NCBI's taxonomy places the organism in Eukaryota, Metazoa, Chordata, Actinopteri, Cypriniformes, Cyprinidae. Gene Ontology annotation, cellular component: nucleus; cytoplasm; ribonucleoprotein complex. Gene Ontology annotation, molecular function: mRNA binding. The record is from RefSeq and is a predicted model, not a curated record.